AUGCGAUGUUCAGCGCUUGGCGGGGGUUUAUAUAGGGAGCGGAUCGUGGGAACGCACAGAGCCGUCGAGUUCCCACACGCGCCACCUGUGCGGAGCAGCUGCCGGCGCGGGGUGCGGGGGGACACGCGCUCGUCGCGCGUGCGCGCCGUAAACAAUCGUGCGCCGCACGCCGCGACGCUUGGCCUCGAGUCGAUAGCUGCGCGGGCGCACAACUCUCACAACACAAUGGCCCGGCGUCAAUUAUACUCUGAUCGGCUUGCUGGCUACUGUUGGCAGUCAUCAAUCAGAGAUUACUGGACGUAA
This is a messenger RNA of Arctia plantaginis, 303 nucleotides long. NCBI's taxonomy places the organism in Eukaryota, Metazoa, Arthropoda, Insecta, Lepidoptera, Erebidae. The record is from the annotation of a GenBank genome assembly.